UUUUGAUCAAAUCAAACAUAUGUUCUCUAAGCAUAUGAUUUGAGUACCAAUAAUAUCUGAUGAUUGUGUCGCUGUAGAAAUUGUUAAUAUUUAUUGAGAAAUGAGGAUAAUAUUCUCUUUAUGCAUAUAUGUUUUUUUAGUAGAUUUCUAUCAAUUCUUCUGAAUAGUUUAUUGUUUCAAACUUUUGAAAGAUACAAAAUUAUCCGACAGAUAAGACUGGAAGGUGUGGCAGCUAAAACAAAGGCUUGUAAGCUGGUGGGCACUAAAAAUGUUGCAUAAUUGAUUCAUCGGAUUCUCAGACUGGAAGGUGUGGCAGCUAAAACAAAGGCUUGUAAAGCUGGUGGGCACUAAAAAUGUUGCAUGAUUGAUUCAUCGGAUUCUCCACAUCUUGAUAUUGAUUUCACAUUGCAUAUGAUAAAGUGCAAGCUUUCUUGUAAUAGCUAUAUAUCAUGUUACUAGCUUCCAUAUAAAUAGUGUGCAUCUUCCGAGUACCCUUAAUUUUCCAAGCAUAGGCUUGGAGUCUAGUGAUAUUGGACACCGAGUAUAUAACUUCAGUUUCGUGAUUCAUGAUACUUCUGGCGACCCAGUAUGAUCCAAUAUCCAAAUUUAACGGUAUAUUGACCACUUUUAUAAAGCUCCUACAAAAAGUAUCUUGAUGAUUGGUUCGGGUCGAGCUUCAAAUCAGCGGUAAAUUUUCUACAACAAAAAACUUUUCAAGAAUUUCUACAUACCAUUCUUUUGGAUCACUUCUACUAAAAUUACUAACUAUCAUUCUCGGGUAAACUACGGGGGCACUAGGACAGACCGACCUUGGUGUAGCCAGGAUCCAAGGAUUCUCCAAUCUCAUAGCCUGAGUGAAUCUUUUGUGUACCCCAACAAUAGUAAUUGUUUUGCAGUUGAAAGACUUGUCUACACAUAAUGAGUAUUUCUAGUAUGAUUUACAAAAGUGAACUAAGCCUAUGAUAUUUGCCGCGUAAAACCUAAGCUAGAAAAUAGUUCGGAAUUUGUACUAUUCACCACAACAGUUUUUCUUCAAAGCUAGGUUAAAUUCAUGGAUCAUGCAAAAUAUAUUACCAUCCUCAUUUCUCGGUAAGCAAAAAGCAAAGUAUCAUCCGUUUUAUACAGUAAAGACUAUUUUGGGAGAGUCGAACUCCACCAUUUUGGUACUCGCAAAUCUCUCACAAAAUUCUAAAGAGAACAAGAAACUAGACAUAAUAUAAAUCAUAAGCGCUAGCACAAUUAAUUUGAUGAGAAUCUCUCUCUUUUCUCGGUAGCCAUUAUGCCGACCACUCAUUCACUCUGUUUUACAAUUUGUUUUUUAAAACAAAUGAGCAUAAACGAAGGUCGGCAAUCUUUUAAAAAAUACUAACUUUAAUCAACAUCAUGUGCGAUUAUCCUAGUUGUGUCUAAUGUUUUGCGUAAUUAUCAAUUCGUUGAUCUCCAAUCAUCUUUAUGAGAAAGUAUAUACUAUAUGUGUAUCACUUUAUUGUACUUGAAGUUUAUUUAUUAGCGACGUCAAAAAGGUUUAUGUAUAAUCUAAUAUGAUUCAAAUAAAAAAACCGUACCGUCACAACCUUUUUAAUUUUAAAUUAUUCUAGAACUUAAUGAAGUAUUAAAUUAACAACAAUCAAUCUUACCUACAGAAUAAACCUUAUUUUCCCCCACCAAUCACAAAAGCACUCCAUCGUCGUUUUAUCAUACCAAAAAAAAAAAAACAGAAAGUCUUCUCAAACUCCAAAAUUUGAAGAACAGCAAAUCUAAAUCCAACCAAUAGGAACUGAAAGACAAGAUCAUCCAGAGAAAAAUGUUGGCAUUCGUGAAACGCUUUUCCUUGAAGCGAACAAAGCAUCCUCGCGGAUAUGAGGACCCUCAGGUUCUUGCAUCUGAAACUCCAUUUACGGUGAAUGAGAUAGAAGCUUUACACAAUUUAUUCAAGAAGCUAAGUACAUCCAUUAUCAACGAUGGUCUUAUCCACAAGGAAGAGUUUCUUCUGGCUUUGUUCAGAAACAGCAAUAUGCAAAAUCUAUUUGCCGACAGAGUGUUUUAUAUGUUUGAUAGGAAACGAAACGGUGUGAUUGAGUUUGGUGAAUUCGUUCGUUCACUAAGCAUCUUCCAUCCACACACUCCGGAACAUGAAAAGUCCUCAUUUAUGUUCAAGCUUUAUGACCUUGAUGGAACCGGCUUCAUCCAGCGCCAUGAGUUGAAGAAAAUGGUGGGCGCACUACUUAGCGAAACAGACUUAGGACUAUCGGAAGAAUCUAUUGAAGCCAUCGUCGAACAGACAAUGGUUGAGGUUGAUACGAACAAAGAUGGCAAAAUUGAUGAAGAAGAAUGGAAAGAGCUCGUCGCAAAGAAUCCUUCAAUCCUUAAAAACAUGACUUUACCCUACCUCAAGGAAGUGACUUUAGCAUUCCCAAGUUUCGUUCUUGACUCCGAAGUAGACGACUAAAAAUAGAAAGAAACCUCAUGAACAACGAACGUGCCAGCGUUUCUCCCGAUUUUAUUAUAUCAGAGGGCUUUUUUAAUCUUUCCUUUGUAUUAAUUAUAUAUGAACCGGUCCGGUAAUACUUGAUACAAGGCUCAAAAUGAUUUGCGUUAUUGUUCCUUUACUUUUCAU
This is a messenger RNA of Brassica rapa (field mustard), 2617 nucleotides long. Its product is annotated as calcineurin B-like protein 8. The record is from RefSeq and is a predicted model, not a curated record. Gene Ontology annotation, biological process: calcium-mediated signaling. Gene Ontology annotation, molecular function: calcium ion binding; kinase binding. NCBI's taxonomy places the organism in Eukaryota, Viridiplantae, Streptophyta, Magnoliopsida, Brassicales, Brassicaceae.